AUGACGUUUUGUAUACAAACCGCCUCAACUUUUGUCACCAGCGCCAAAGACUCGGCCUAUAGUUGGAAUAUAUUACUUAUCACGCCCUUGGUCUUUGUAGUCCGUCCCUCUAUUACCACUUCACUCGCAACGAUGAGGAUAAUUGACGACUCAGUCAUUCCAGGUUCUGUGUAUUUGGUCGAUGUACAGGACAAGACGACAGUCACCCAUGCUGCUGGCGAUAGUACUAUUGUCCUAAGUCCAGCGCCUUCCAACGAUAUCAACGAUCCAUUAAACUGGUCUAAAGGACGAAAACUAUUGCAAGUUAUUUGUGUUAUGAUAUAUACUAGUGCUAUCGGCAUUGGUACCACCGUCCUGUACUCUAUCUUGCAGCCGAUUACAGAUGAUACUGGUAUUCCACUUUCGACUUUGAAUGCUGGGACAGGGUAUACGUUCCUUCUCCUGGGAUGGGGCGCUCUGAUUAACCAACCACUGGCUCUGACGUUUGGUAAACGUGGUAUCUAUUUACUUUCUGUUGUCGGGAACAUUGCAAUGUGUUUAUGGAUACCAUAUAUCAAGACAGAAAGUCAAUGGAUUGCGAGCAAAAUCAUUCAAGGAUAUCUUUGCACGCCCGUUGAAAGUUUAUGUGAAGUUAGCAUCGCAGAUGUCUUCUUCGCUCACGAACGUGGAACUUACAUCGGGAUUUACACCCUAUUUCUGUUCGGGUCAAACUACUUUGCGCCUCUUAUUGCUGGGUUUAUCUAUGAUGGCCAAGGUUGGCACUGGGUCAUGUACUGGGCCGCCAUAAUCAAUGUAAUGGCAUUAAUAGUACUAUUUCUUUUCAUGGAAGAGACCAAUUAUGUCAGAAACAGUAGCGAAGCUUCCGAGGCACAUGAGUUAGACGGCAGCACUGGCAGCAUGGGGAUCGAUGAGGACAAACGGAAUUUAUCGUCUGGUGGACGUGAAACCCCUACAGAGCUUUCUGGAACUCCAAAAACUUUCGUCGAACGCCUGGCUAUAUUUAACCAGCGGUACGCCACCAACAAAAUGCUGGUCGUCAUGAUUUAUCGCCCUCUCAUCAUGCUGCGUUUCCCUGUUGUCUUUUGGGCUGGUUUUCAAUACGGGACGUGUUUAGUGUGGUACAACGUGCUCAACGCUACCGCAUCGCUCAUUCUCAGCGAUGCUCCUUACAACUUUCGUGCGAGCUCAGUCGGUCUAACCUAUAUAGGACCGCUCGUGGGUAUGUUCCUGGGCACGUUAUAUAGUGGUUGGAUUGGUGAUAAAUUUGCUGUUCGACACGCUCGUCGAACAGGUGGUGUACGCGAGCCAGAACACCGUCUAUGGCUUAUGGUCGUAUCACUAUUUCUUUGUCCUAGCUCUCUUAUACUAUGGGGAGUGGGUGCCUCAAGAAAUAUCCAUUGGUCUGGCUUGGUUAUUGGUAUGGGUAUGAUCUCUUGUUCCACGGGUAUUGGUUCUGCGCUUUCGAUAGGAUACGCCCUCGAUUCAUAUAAAGACUUGAGUGGUGAGACCAUGAUGGCAGUGAUCAUAGUUCGAAACACGCUAUCUUUCGUAAUUGGCUAUGGGAUCACACCAUGGCUGCACAUGGGCUAUCAAAAUACUUUCAUUUCGGCAGCCUUUGUUGGGCUUGCCAUUACGAUGACUUUUAUGAUCGUCAUUCGGUGGGGUAAAAGUUGGCGAAUGGCGAGCCGUAAGAUCUAUUGGAGCUAUGUCGCUGCUGGCUCUAGUAUGGCGCAUUAA
This is a messenger RNA of Serpula lacrymans var. lacrymans S7.9, 1737 nucleotides long. RefSeq lists its product as uncharacterized. Bases 1 to 1737 code for a protein of 578 amino acids. NCBI's taxonomy places the organism in Eukaryota, Fungi, Basidiomycota, Agaricomycetes, Boletales, Serpulaceae. The record is from RefSeq and is a predicted model, not a curated record. Gene Ontology annotation, molecular function: transmembrane transporter activity. Gene Ontology annotation, biological process: transmembrane transport. The transcript has 14 exons.